AUGCAACUUGUUGAGAAGGAGUUGGUUGAUCUUGACACAGACAUCAAUCGAUAUUUAUCGGAGCCUCAUCAUCGUAUUUUUCAUCCAAACUAUUCAUCUCAUUCGAUUACUUUACGAAGAUUACUCUCUCACUCGUCGUCGAUUGCUGUCGAUGAAGGCAUACAACUCAGCUUGUAUCGACCGGGUGACGCUGCUUUCGAACAGUCGACAUUAGCUGAGACAUUGUUUACUAAUGUAAAUCCUAACACAUCGAAUUGGUUGCCAAAGCCACCGGGUACUGUGGCAUUUUAUUCGAAUGAUGGUUCCUCUUUAGCUGGAUUGGUUGUUGAACGAGUAGCAAAUAUGCCCUUCGAUCGAUAUGUCAAAGAAAAAAUUAUGAAACCACUCAGUAUUGAUAUUAACAAAGUAGGUGUUCGCUUAGCUGAUUUUUCAAAUAGAGAAGACCUCGUUAAGCAUUAUGCUUAUGCAUUUAAUGCGUCUAACCUCAACGAAUGGACACAAGGAAUGCCACAAUUGAAUGUGACACAACUUUCGGACAAUUUCCCCACUUGGCUAUAUAUUCCAUUCUUCGGUUUCAGUACCUAUCCUGCUGGUCUCUUUCGCAUGUCAGCUGGUUCUCUAUCUAAAUUUCUUCAAAUGUUUAUGAAUAAUGGAUCUGUUCUUCUCAAUCCUAGAUCCGUUGCUGAAAUGAAAAUGAUAGUAGGCGGUGGUCUCAUUCCAUAUUAUGAUCCGAAUGGAAUAGCCAGUUCCUCAGUUAUACCACUACCCAGCUUUGGACUCAGUUGGAACUGGCAGACAUUGAGUGAUGGACGGCGAUACAUUGGUCAUAGUGGUUCCCUUCCUGGUUCAAGACAUUGGAUGUUAGUUAAUGCAAACAACACUGUUGGUGUUAUCGUUCUUACAAAUGGAGACUCUAAUGUGCCAAUUCAGAAUCAACAACAACAUGAUCAGCAAGACUCUUGCAUAGUUGUUGAUGGUAUAAAUUGGUUCUAUUAUUGGGAUAUAGAAACUCUUCGCUUUGGCCUUAACUAUCAAGCACGAUCAGAUGAUUUGUUCAUUGUAACGUAUCCAAAAAGUGGAACAACAUGGAUGAAAACAAUUGUUUAUACUCUAUUGACAAAUGGACAACCUUUUGACCUUGAUAAUAAAGAUUUUUUUGAACGGUUUCCCUAUCUUGAAUUAGAUGAUGAACAAGCCAUUAUCACCAUGCGACGACCGGGUGCUUUGAGAUCACAUUUACCAAUGAAUCGUAUCCCGUACAAUUCGCAAGCAAAAUAUAUAUGUGUAAUUCGAAAUCCAAAAGAUGUUUGUGUAUCCUACUAUGCAUUCUACAAUACAUGGGGUGGUGUACAUCGUUUGAAUUUCAAUGAAUUCUUUGAACGUUUCAUUCAAGGUCGUCUACCAUUCAAUGACUAUUUUGAAUGUCUUCAAUUAACUUGGGAACGACGUAAUGAUGCAAAUGUUCUUCUUGUUUCUUACGAAGAGAUGAAAAGUGACAUACAAACUGUUAUACAAAAAGUGAGUAAGCUCAAAAAAGUGAAUAUGAGCUGUUAA
Rotaria sp. Silwood2 is the source of this 1554-nucleotide messenger RNA. The record is from the annotation of a GenBank genome assembly. Lineage: Eukaryota; Metazoa; Rotifera; Eurotatoria; Philodinida; Philodinidae.